AUUUUGAUCAUCAUUUUUCAUAACCAUUUUCUCAUUUCUCACAUACCAUAAAAUCUCUGAAACUUUUCGAUCAUCCAAGAAUGCUUGCAGUUUUUGACAAAUCUGUGGCUAAAAGCCCAGAAGCCCUUCAAAGUCCUAACAAUGAUGGUGCAGUUUCAGCACUGAAAGAUGGUUUUUUGGCACAGCAUUUCUCCUCUGCCCAUUCUGGUUCAGUUACCAUCAACCUUGGUUCUUCUGGAUUCUUGGCUUAUUCAUCUGAACGCCAAAACCCUCUACUUCCCAGGUUGUUUGCUGUUGUGGAUGACAUUUUCUGCAUGUUUCAAGGCCACAUCGAGAAUGUAGCACAUCUUAAGCAACAGUAUGGGUUAAACAAGACUGCAAAUGAAGUGAUCAUUGUUAUUGAGGCUUACAGGACUUUGAGGGAUAGAGGUCCUUAUCCUCCAGAUCAGGUUGUGAAGGAUAUUCAUGGAAAGUUUGCAUUUGUUCUUUAUGAUAGCGCUUCAAAGAGUGCCUUUCUAGCUUCUGAUGUUGAUGGCAGUGUGCCCUUCUUCUGGGGUACCGAUUCUGAAGGCCACCUAGUUCUCUCUGAUGAUGCUGACAUUGUGAAGCAAGGCUGUGGGAAAUCCUUUGCACCAUUUCCCAAAGGGUGCUUUUUCACAUCUUCUGGUGGCUUGAGGAGUUUUGAGCAUCCACGCAAUGAGUUGAAACCAGUACCUAGGGUGGACAGCUCGGGUGAGGUGUGUGGUGCAAAUUUUAAGGUGGACUCAGAGUCUAAGAAAGUGGAUUCAGGCAUGCCCAGAGUGGGUAGUGCUGCUAACUGGUCGCAACACUACUAAGCUGACUGCUGUUCUCAUCACCAUGAAGGCUUCGUUAUUAGUUGGCCUUCUAUCUGUUAUUGCCAACUCGUUCUGCUAUCAACUAGUUGAUAACUUCUCUAUUGCAAUGGGUUUUUUUAUGGUUUGUAGAGAAAUGUUAAAAAGUGAGGAAAGAUAUUUUAUAUGACUUUCCAAUGCAUGUGAAUCUCUUUGUGUCGUACACUGAAGUAAGCCAUUUUCUUGGCUGGAAGACACUCUAAAUAACAGUCUUUGAUACAGGGGUUUUGCUCAUCUUGUAUGCGUAUUUGGUGCUUCCAUUUUCCUGUUA
Messenger RNA from Solanum tuberosum (potato), 1143 nucleotides. RefSeq names its product stem-specific protein TSJT1. Lineage: Eukaryota; Viridiplantae; Streptophyta; Magnoliopsida; Solanales; Solanaceae. The coding region runs from base 81 to 836 and encodes 251 amino acids. The transcript is spliced from 4 exons. The record is from RefSeq and is a predicted model, not a curated record.